CUGCUGCCCCCGCCGCUGCGCUCGGGCGCGGGGAGCCGGACCCUGACCGGACCGUCGGGGUUCGAGCCCGCAGCCUGGUGCGGCUCGCCCUCCGCCCUGGCCCCCGGCCCCGGCUCCCGGGAGAGCCAUGGCCGGCGCCCGGCCCGGGGUGCACGCGCUGCAACUGGAGCCUCCGGCGGUGGCCGAGAUCUUAAAACGGGGCAGCAAGUUCAUCAAGUGGGAUGAGGAGGCUUCCAGUCGGAACCUGGUCACGCUCCGGGUGGAUCCCCAUGGCUUCUUUCUCUACUGGACCGGACCCAACAUGGAAGUGGACACGCUGGACAUCAGCUCGAUCCGGGACACGCGCACGGGCCGCUACGCCCGCCUGCCCAAGGACCCCAAGAUCAGGGAAGUCCUGGGUUUCGGAGGUCCGGAAACGAAGCCGGAGGACAAGCUGGUGACCAUAGUGGCUGGCCCCGACCCCGUGAACACUACUUUCCUCAACUUCAUGGCUGUGCAGGAAGACACUGCCAAGAUCUGGGCGGAUGAGCUCUUCAAGUUGGCCAUGAACAUCCUGGCCCAGAACGCGUCCCGGAACACCUUCCUCCGAAAAGCGUACACCAAAUUAAAGCUCCAGGUGAACCAAGAUGGGCGAAUCCCGGUCAAAAACAUCCUGAAGAUGUUCUCUGCUGACAAGAAGCGAGUGGAGACGGCGCUGGAGUCCUGCGGCCUCAAUUUUAACCGGAGCCAGUCGAUCCGGCCAGACGAGUUUUCCCUGGAGAUCUUUGAGAGAUUCCUCAAUAAACUGUGUCUCCGGCCCGACAUAGACAAGAUCCUGCUGGAGAUCGGUGCUAAGGGGAAGCCGUACCUGACCUUGGAGCAGCUCCUGGAAUUUGUCAACCAGAAGCAGCGGGACCCGAGGCUGAACGAGGUCCUGUACCCCCCGCUCCGGCCGGCCCAGGCCCGCCUGCUCAUCGAGAAAUAUGAGCCCAACCAGCAGUUCCUGGAGCGAGACCAGAUGUCCAUGGAAGGCUUCAGCCGCUACCUGGGCGGGGAGGAGAACAGCAUCCUGCCCCCGGAGACUCUGGACCUGAGCAACGACAUGACUCAGCCCCUCAGCUCCUACUUCAUCAAUUCCUCACACAACACCUACCUCACAGCGGGGCAGCUGGCGGGGACCUCCUCGGUGGAGAUGUACCGGCAGGCGCUGCUCUGGGGCUGCCGCUGCGUGGAGCUGGACGUGUGGAAGGGCCGGCCGCCGGAGGAGGAGCCCUUCAUCACGCACGGCUUCACCAUGACCACCGAGGUGCCGCUGCGCGACGUGCUGGAGGCCAUCGCCGAGACCGCCUUCAAGACCUCGCCCUUCCCCGUCAUCCUCUCCUUCGAGAACCACGUGGACUCGGCGAAGCAGCAGGCCAAGAUGGCCGAGUACUGCCGCACCAUCUUCGGGGACGCCCUGCUCAUAGACCCGCUGGACAAGUACCCGCUGGCCCCGGGGGUGCCCCUGCCCAGCCCGCAGGACCUGAUGGGCCGGAUCCUGGUGAAAAACAAAAAGCGGCACCACCCGCCCCUGAACCUCGGCGAGGGCUCCGUGCGCAAGCGGCCCCUGGAGCAGAGUAACUCGGCCCUGAGCGAGAGCUCCGUGCUCACGGAGCCCUCCUCCCCGCAGCUCGGAUCCCCCAGCUCGGAGGCCUGCUCCACUCUGAGCAAUGAGGAGGAUCUCCUGGGCGCCAAUCCUGAGCCCCGAAAAUCCAUUGACCGAGAGGCCGAAAGUGAGGAGGAGGAAGAGGAGGAGCCGCCCGACCCCAAGAAGACCUCCACAGAUGAGGGAACAGCCAGCAGCGAGGUGAACGCCACUGAGGAGAUGUCCACGCUGGUCAAUUACGUCGAACCUGUCAAGUUCAAGUCCUUUGAGGUGGCCCGGAAGCGGAACAAGAGCUACGAGAUGUCGUCCUUCGUGGAGACCAAGGCCCUGGAGCAGCUCACCAAGAGCCCCAUGGAGUUUGUGGAAUACAACAAGCAGCAGCUGAGCCGCAUCUACCCCAAGGGCACGCGGGUGGACUCCUCCAACUACAUGCCGCAGCUCUUCUGGAACGCCGGCUGCCAGCUCGUGGCCCUCAACUUCCAGACGCUCGACCUCCCCAUGCAGCUGAACGCGGGCGUGUUCGAGUACAACGGGCGCAGCGGCUACCUGCUCAAGCCCGAGUUCAUGCGGCGCCAGGACAAGUCCUUCGACCCCUUCACCGAGGGCAUCGUGGACGGCAUCGUGGCCAACGCUCUGCGGGUCAAGGUGAUCUCGGGCCAGUUCCUGUCGGACAGGAAGGUCAGCAUCUACGUGGAGGUGGAUCUCUUCGGCCUCCCCGCGGACACGCGGCGCAAAUACCGCACGCGGCCCUCCCAGGGGAACUCCUUCAACCCCGUCUGGGACGAGGAGCCCUUCGACUUCCCCAAGGUGGUGCUGCCCACGCUGGCCUCUCUCCGGGUGGCGGCCUUCGAGGAAGGGGGCAAGUUUGUGGGGCACCGGAUCCUGCCAGUCUCCGCCAUCCGCUCAGGGUACCAUUACAUCUGCCUGAGGAAUGAAGCCAACCAGCCCCUGUGUCUGCCCGCUCUGCUCAUCUACACGGAGGCUUCCGACUACAUCCCCGAUGAUCACCAGGACUACGCCGAGGCUUUGAUCAACCCCAUCAAGCACGUCAGCCUCAUGGACCAGAGGUCGAAGCAGCUGGCGGCGCUGAUGGGCGAGAGCGAGGCCGCUCCUGAGACCGCGGAGAAACUGCCUUCUCAAAAGCCGGACCACCCGCAGUUCAAACGGUCCAUCCACGGCUGCACCGAGUUUGUGCCCUCCCAGCCCCCCGGCUCCGGGACCUCCCCCACCAGCCCCGUCAUAAACAGACCAGGUCAGUGCGAUGAGCUCGUCGCCAGCAUCCUGGGAGGUGUCCGUGGCCCCCUGGAGGAGCUUCGGGCCCACAAGUCCCUGGGGAAGCUUCGCAGCCGCCAGGAGCGGGACCUGCGGGAGCUGCAGAAGAAGCAUCAGAGAAAGGCGGUGGCGUUCACGCGGCGGCUCCUCGGCGCCCUGGCCCAGCACCGGGGGGAGAUGGAAAAGAGGCGCAAGAGCGGGGGCCCGGAGGAGGAGGAGGAGGAAGAGAUGAGGAAGUACCGGGAGCUGCAGAAGAAACAGUUCCAGUGUCUGCUGGACUUCAGGGAGGCUCAGGCCGAUUUAGAAGCGGAGCGGCGCCAGGAACACCUGAGACAGGUCCAGCACCGGCUUCGGGAGCUCGUCCUGGAGACGCACACGAGCCAGCUGAAAAAGCUCAAGGAGACCAGUGACAAGGAGAAGAAGGAGCUGCAGAAGAUCCUGGACCGCAAGAGGCACAACAGCAUUUCCGAGGCGAAGACCCGGGAGAAACACAAGAAAGAGGCGGAGCUGAACGAAAUUAACCGGAGGCACAUCACGGAAUCCGUCAACUCCAUCCGAAGGCUGGAAGACGCCCAGAAGCAGCGGCAGGAGCGGGUGCUGAGCGAGCAGCAGCAGGUCCAGGAGCAGCUGGACAAGGAGGAGCCCAAGGCCACGGCCCAGCUGGCCCAGGAGUGCCAGGCGCAGCGCGCGCAGCUGUGCCAGGAGAUCCGGCGGAGCCUGCCGGGGGAGCUGCUCCCGGACGAGGACGAGCCCCUGGGCACCGGCAACGGGCACCCUCUGGGCAGAGCCAGCAACGGGCACCCGCUGGGCAGCGCCAGCAACGGGCACGCCCCGGGGAGCGAGAGGCAGGAGGAGAACACCCAGCUCUGAGCCCGGGGGGGGGGCAGGGCGCCGGUGGAAAGGGAAGACACUAAAGCUGUUUUUAAAACUUUUUAUUUUUUUUUAAAUUUUUUAUUUUUUUAAAUUCGGGGGGCAAGAAGCCCCCCCCUCCGUAACCCUCUCCAGUCCCAGCGGGGGGGUGUCCGUCCGUCUGCAUGUGCGUGCGUGUACCUGUGCAUCCGUGUGUCCCCUUAGUCUCCAGCCCCCUCCCCCCAGAGCUGAUAACUAGGGCGGGCCCUGACCUGCCCGGGGCCAAGGAUCAGCUGAGGUGGCUGGGGAGAUAAGGGAUAAAGUGGGGCCCGCCCCUCCCCCUCACACGAUGCUCACACUCCAGAGGCAGGAAUGCCCCUCCCCCCAGCAUAAUGUCAUCGAGAUCCCGGGAUGUGGUGGAAGUAUCCCCCUCCCCCCACUGUGCUCCCCAGGCCCGUGAAGCCUCUUGGGGGGCGUGGUCAGGAAGGUGGGGCUGGGGACACUCGCUCUCUCCAGCGUUGGGGGUCAGAAGCAUCCAUUUCUGUCUCUUCUGCUUGUUUUUGGUUUCUAUGUCAAUAAAAGUGGAUUCCAAGGCGUGUA
Molecule: messenger RNA, 4345 nt
Organism: Antechinus flavipes (yellow-footed antechinus)
Lineage: Eukaryota; Metazoa; Chordata; Mammalia; Dasyuromorphia; Dasyuridae
Gene: PLCB3
Product: phospholipase C beta 3
Exons: 32
Coding region: 128-3766 (1212 amino acids)
Biological process (GO): lipid catabolic process; phosphatidylinositol-mediated signaling
Molecular function (GO): calmodulin binding; phosphatidylinositol-4,5-bisphosphate phospholipase C activity; calcium ion binding
Source: RefSeq, a predicted model, not a curated record